Penicillium canariense is the source of this 300-nucleotide messenger RNA. RefSeq lists its product as uncharacterized. Lineage: Eukaryota; Fungi; Ascomycota; Eurotiomycetes; Eurotiales; Aspergillaceae. The record is from RefSeq and is a predicted model, not a curated record. The transcript has a single exon. The coding region runs from base 1 to 300 and encodes 99 amino acids.
AUGAUUGAGCACGCAGGCGCCGACUUUGACAUCGCUUGGAAGCUAAGCAUGCAGAUUUUCCAAGGUGAGGACGUCCCUGAAGAGAUAGGGGAGCAGGAUGAAGAGUACUUGCGCAUCAAGGAGGAACGGGUACGUGCCAACCUCCCGGCGGACUCUCCGGCCGUCCUUCGAAGUCGCCGAAAGGUUAUUCAACACGCCAAAUCAGCGGCAUUCAUGAUCACCAAGCCGUGUAUCCACGACCAGGACCUGAGCGAGGAGAUCAUGUGUCUUUAUCCAGAACUUUCAAUCCAGCAGCCUUAA